UGCGGCUGCAGAUGCUGAGCUGUCCGCUGGCUGGGCAGCGCCCCCUCCUCCCCUGAGCCUCCCAGGCGGGCGGGAGAAGAGCCAAACCAUCCCUAAACUGCACCCGAGCCAAAGCGGGAGAGAGCUGGGGGAGACCGGGGACCCCGGCAUCUGACAUUUUAAUUGCAGGUUUGACUUUUUUCCCAAGAUCGCAGCCCUCCCGCCCAGCCCAGAUAUUUUAUCUCCCUCCGGCCUUGGUUGCUGGAUGAAGCCGGGCUUGGGCUUGGUCCCAGGAGCAGGGGAAGAGCGCGUUCGCGGCCCCGCGCAGUCGCCCCAGGGACCCCCGAGCCCUGCGCCCCGGCCAUGGUGUGGCUGAGCCCCGCGCUCCGGUGAGGCGGCGGCGCAGCUGGGAGCCCGACGGACCCGCCCUGCAGGACGCCUUCCCCAAGGAACGGGGGUCGCCGGACUCCGCGCCCUCCUGCUGGGACUGCGCACCGGGCCCGAGAAGGCGAGCGGUGGCCGCGAUGUUCAGCUGGCUGCGUUCCGAUGACCGCCGCAGGAAGGACCCCGAGGUCUUCCAGACGGUGAGCGAGGGUCUCAAGAAACUCUACAGGACCAAGCUGCUGCCCCUGGAAGAGCACUACCGCUUCCACGAGUUUCACUCCCCCGCCCUGGAGGAUGCUGAUUUCGACAACAAGCCCAUGGUCCUGCUGGUGGGCCAGUACUCCACCGGGAAGACCACCUUCAUCAGGUACCUGCUGGAACAGGAUUUCCCAGGCAUGAGGAUUGGGCCCGAGCCGACCACGGACUCUUUCAUUGCGGUGAUGCAGGGAGAGAUGGAGGGCAUUAUCCCCGGGAAUGCCCUGGUGGUGGAUCCUAAGAAACCUUUCAGGAAACUGAACGCCUUUGGCAAUGCCUUCUUGAACAGGUUCGUGUGCGCUCAGCUGCCCAACCCCGUGCUGGAGAGCAUCAGCGUCAUCGACACGCCGGGCAUCCUCUCCGGGGAGAAGCAGAGGAUCAGCCGAGGGUACGACUUUGCGGCAGUCCUCGAGUGGUUCGCCGAGCGGGUCGAUCGCAUCAUCCUGCUCUUCGACGCCCACAAGCUGGACAUCUCUGAUGAGUUCUCAGAAGUCAUCAAGGCCCUCAAGAACCACGAGGACAAGAUGCGGGUGGUGCUGAACAAGGCGGACCAGAUUGAGACGCAGCAGCUGAUGCGGGUGUACGGGGCCCUCAUGUGGUCCCUGGGGAAGAUCGUGAACACCCCGGAGGUGAUCCGGGUCUACAUCGGCUCCUUCUGGUCCCGCCCCCUUCUCAUCCCAGACAACCGGAAGCUCUUUGAGGCCGAGGAGCAGGACCUAUUCAGAGACAUCCAGAGUCUGCCGCGAAACGCUGCCCUGCGCAAGCUGAACGACCUCAUCAAGAGGGCCAGGCUGGCCAAGGUUCAUGCCUACAUCAUCAGCUCUCUGAAGAAGGAGAUGCCCUCGAUGUUCGGAAAGGACAACAAGAAGAAGGAGCUGGUGAACAACCUGGCCGAGAUUUAUGGCCAGAUCGAGCGGGAGCACCAGAUCUCACCUGGGGACUUUCCCAACCUGAAGAGGAUGCAGGACCAGCUGCAGGCCCAGGACUUCAGCAAAUUCCAGCCACUGAAAAGCAAGCUGCUGGAGGUGGUGGACGACAUGCUGGCCCAUGACAUUGCCCAGCUCAUGGUGCUGGUGCGCCAGGAGGAGACACAGCGGCCCGCCCAGAUAGUGAAGGGCGGAGCAUUUGAGGGCACUCUGCACGGCCCCUUCGGGCACGGCUAUGGGGAGGGGGCUGGGGAGGGCAUCGAUGAUGCUGAGUGGGUGGUGGCCAGGGACAAACCCAUGUACGAUGAGAUCUUCUACACCCUGUCCCCGGUGGAUGGCAAGAUCACGGGCGCCAAUGCCAAGAAGGAGAUGGUGCGCUCCAAGCUGCCCAACAGCGUGCUGGGUAAGAUCUGGAAGCUGGCCGACAUCGACAAGGAUGGCAUGUUGGAUGACGAGGAGUUCGCACUGGCCAACCACCUCAUCAAGGUGAAGCUGGAGGGCCAUGAGCUGCCCAACGAGCUGCCCGCCCACCUCAUACCCCCGUCCAAGAGGAAAGCCACCGAGUGAUGGGGGGCGGGGAGGUCCAGAGCAGGCAGGAGUUAGAGGAGAUGGGAGAGGCGAUCACACACACACACACACACACACACACACACACACACACACACGUUGGGAACAGCACUGCGGAUAAGGGGACAGUGAUCCCUAGGUCUCCAGGUGGAUCUUCGUGUGGACACAUCUCCAAGUUCUCGGCGUUGCCUGAGGCACCGGAGCGCUCCCAGGGUCCCGGGUAUCAAGCCUAGGUCUCCAUCCCUCUUUCCCUCCCCUAUUCCACUGCCCAGAGACCCGCCUUCUCCCACAGAGGGGGCAGUUCACUCACCCACAGAUGGCCCACCUACCUCCAGAUUCCCCGGACUCAGAGCAUAUGGAAAAGGCUUCUCACUUAAUAGACAAUCCACUUUUUUUCUGUGCUUUCUCCCCCCUCUUUGGCUUCCUCAUAUGAAGUCUGCUCUGGGGCCAGGAGAUGCGAGGGGA
This is a messenger RNA of Lagenorhynchus albirostris (white-beaked dolphin), 2576 nucleotides long. It is a transcript of the gene EHD3, whose product is annotated as EH domain containing 3. Bases 504 to 2111 code for a protein of 535 amino acids. Gene Ontology annotation, cellular component: cytoplasm; plasma membrane. The record is from RefSeq and is a predicted model, not a curated record. Gene Ontology annotation, molecular function: GTP binding; calcium ion binding; protein binding. Gene Ontology annotation, biological process: endosomal transport; endocytosis. The transcript has 6 exons. NCBI's taxonomy places the organism in Eukaryota, Metazoa, Chordata, Mammalia, Artiodactyla, Delphinidae.